GAAGCUCGAGCAAAAGACAGAAACACAAACUGAGUAAGGGGCCAGUUAGUGCGUGGAGGUAAAACUGUGGUUAUAUCGGUUUCCUUGCUGAUUUUAAGAGCUUUAAAAAAUAUAUAUAUAUAUUUCAGGAACCGCUGGGAGUUUCUUCUUCCGGCAACAGAAGAAGUCUAAAACCAGGGAAACGGAAGAAGAUUACCAUCCUCCUCCUCCUCCUCCUCCUGCUGCUGCUGCUGCUGCUUCACUGCAACUACCGCUGACUUUAGUGAUUCACUGUGGGUCAGUAGGUAGCUGUAGCUUCACAUAUAGAUGCUUUCUCACUGUUUAGUCUCUUGUUCAUAGUAACGCCACCACCUCCUCCUCCUCCACCAUCCGUCGUCUCUGAUCCACAGCUCGGCUUAUGAUGGCGUGGCAGUAGCUGCAGCUGCCUCUUUGUUUUGUGUGUGUGUGUGUGUGUCAGGACUAUGCACGGCAAACACGGAUGUGUUACUCCUGUUGUGCUUGUCAAAGGAGGAACAGCAGCAGUGACAGCCGGCUAACAUCACUUCCCUGAGUUGCUGGUUGCUGGUUGUUGCUCACCAUGGAUGAUGAGGUGUUUGAGCAGAUUGUGGCCGUGUUUAACAGCCUGGUGGCAUGGAUAGCUGCUGGUGCCAUGGUGUUUGGUGGUGUUGUACCCUACAUACCCCAAUACAGAGACAUCCGCCGGACCCAGAAUGCAGAGGGCUUCUCCACCUAUGUGUGCCUGGUCCUCUUGGUGGCAAACAUCCUAAGGAUACUCUUCAGAUUUGGCCGCUACUUCGAGACGCUUCUGCUAUGGCAGAGCAUCAUCAUGAUCGCCACCAUGCUCAUCAUGCUGAAUCUGUGCACCAACGUCCGCAUGGCCACUGAACUCAACACCAAAAGACGCUCCUUCAUAGCGACAGACAGUAAGGACGAGGAGAUCAGAAUCCCUAAGAGGCUCUUUCUGGACUUCGACUGGAACCACUUCUGGUCGUGGAGUCACUUCGUGGACUACUUGCAGUGCGUGCUGGCCUUCACGCUGGUGGCGGCCUACAUCACCUACCUCCUCCUGGACUCUGCGUUGUUCGUGGAGACCUUGGGCUUCCUGGCCGUUUUCACAGAAGCAAUGCUGGGCACACCGCAGCUCCAUUGCAAUUAUCAGAAUAAGUCCACAGAGGGCAUGAGUAUCAAGAUGGUGCUGAUGUGGACCAGCGGUGACACCUUCAAAACAGGCUACUUCCUGCUCACCCAGGCUCCUGUGCAGUUCUGGACAUGUGGCCUGCUGCAGGUCUUCGUGGACUUCGCCAUCCUGUUCCAGGUUUACUACUACAGCCGCUACCCGCAGAAACCGGUGUCCCACACCGUCUCCCACACCACCAGUGCCAAAGCCCUCUGAGAAGCCUCUUCAAGCUCUUCGAGGACAUGUCAACACUCAAGAACACCUGUGAGGAAGCACUUUUCGAGGCGCUGUGGACAUGUAUAAACAUACACGAGUACCAAAGCACCUUGAGAUGAUGCAGGCUGCUCACUCCUCACCUCUAAGAAUACAUACACACCCAUAAAUAAGGCAUUAACAUACACAGACAUUUGUGGUGGGGGUGUCUGCAGCGAUACAUGAAGGACACUUGUUACAAACAAACCUUUUCGUUUUAUUUAUCCUACUGACUUCUCCUAAUGCGACGGUAUGCUUGUGUCUUGGAAUGCAGACAUCUCAAAGAAUAUAUCCUUCAGACAACCUGUGCAUGUGGAAAAUAUUAUGCACACACAUGAAUAUAUACAGUUUAUAAACUGCACAUGUAUGCACUGAAAUCUGUGCUUAAGGAAGCGUGGACCAUCUUUGGUCACCCACAUUAGCUGAUGAUUUUUUUGCAUGGACCCUCUGCCUUAAAACACACACAUACAAACAUGGCUUACCAGCAAUAUAAACAUCUGAAUCAAUCAAACAAUCUUGAUAUACAUUAAUGACUGAAUGUACAAAAUGGCAUUUAUUAUUCUGUAGUUUUUUUCCCCCCAACACAGUGGAGAAAUGCUGGUCAGUCUACCACUUGUUGGACAGAUGGUUGCCAUGUGCUGUGCCACAGAGGCUCAGUCUUGUGGGAUGACAGAGGAAUCGAACUGUAACGAGAAACGAGAGGCAAUCAGAAACUUUUACCAAAAGAAGAAACGUUCCAAAGGUUUUGGAGAUGCAAUGCACUGGCUUUUGGUCAUAAACACAAGUGGCAUUGAAGCAAACUGGGUGGAAAUCCGGUUGUGUAAAAGACAUAAGGGCUGUCCUUGAGUCUCAAGCCAAUAUUGCUGGAAGCAAAAGUAUUCAGUUGUUGGAAACAUCAUGAAACGUCGUCAACAUCAUGACCAGCGUUGUUGGCCAACGCCUACAUUUUUGUACUGAAGCUGUUGAGAUUUUGUAUAUAAUUUUGAUCACUGCUAGCUAUCUACAGUGUACAUUAGCUGUCUGCAAAAAAAAAAAAAACACUCCAUUGGUCAAAUUGGCACAAAUAAUCCCAGGCAACAAUUAGCUUUAGUCUGAACACAUCGAGUUGGAAUUGAGUUAGCUAGGUCAACAUGUCCUUUCACGUUCAUUUUGUUUUAUUAUAACCUCAUGCUGCAUUCCGGCAAUGUCGGCUAAAUGGGAAGAACAGAAAUGUCCGGCAUUAUCCGACUUGUGGAGUGUUCAUGCGUUAUUCUAAGUCGCUGCUAGCCCUGCCGUCACACCGUCUUAAUUAGUCUAAAUUAGCUACUUGUGGACUCUAUUAGCUUAAUUGAAUAAGAUGUGGUGGCUUUGCAAUCAAUGUGCCCCAAGCUUAUUGACAUUUCUGUUGUUCUUUUUCGCCUACAGCUAGGAAGCGAGUGUGAAUGUUUGUUUUUUUAUUACUUUGUUGCAAUUACAGUCUCAUUAUACACACCAAGCUAAUUGAUCUGGGAAGGCAGCGACGUUGCCAGAAGGUCAAACAAUCUCAGAUUUUGAUGAGCACAGUGGUUAUUAUUAUUAUUAUUGCCAACAGAAAUUAUAGCACAGCACACAAAGUACAAACUGAUACUUCUGCAUAUGCUCAGCAAAAUCAAAUCUUCACUUCCCAUCGCUGUGGGUAACACUGACGAGCCGGUUUAUUAUUUAGAUCACAAAUCCACUAACAUCCCCUGGUAUCCCCGCUGAUGACUCGACAUCACUGUGCGGUGCUGUUUUGGGCAGGUUUGCUUAUCACCAUUUUGUCACAAGAAAUGAAUUUCCUGUUCAGAUGGAGAAGCAGCCCGCAUAACACAGUGAAGGUUUUCUUAUUGUUGUUGUUUUGUAAUUUUUCUCUGGAGAAGAGGAGAAAUGCCAAACCUAGAGGUGUUCGACUGUCAGCCCUUCAGUGAACUGUGCACCAGAGGAGACCUGAUUCUGUCCACCUCUUCUAAGCCUCAAGAAAUGGAAACUUCCCUUUUGUUCCAGUGGGACAUGGCAGGAGUUUAACAAAAAAAAGAUAUGUACGAAUGUCUCUGGUUUCUUAGUAUCGAAUGUGCACUUUUUGUGCACACACUAGUCGCCCUAUUUAUUUUGCUAUCCUUUUUAUAAUAUCCAAAUGCCACUGUAAGAUUGUGUACGCCUGUUCUGUAUUCGGACGAGUGGUGAGGGUGACAGAUGUAUGGAUAACAUGAUACCUGACAGGUUCUUGCUGUGACCUCGGAGUGUACUUGUGUCUGAUUUAAAUUUUUUACAUUGUGUUUUGUAUCAUUUGUUUCAUUCGCUUUAUCACGUGAACGUGUUUUACCAUAAAAACGGCCAACUUUU
Messenger RNA from Larimichthys crocea (large yellow croaker), 3769 nucleotides. RefSeq names its product solute carrier family 66 member 2 (gene slc66a2). Bases 578 to 1393 code for a protein of 271 amino acids. The transcript has 5 exons. NCBI's taxonomy places the organism in Eukaryota, Metazoa, Chordata, Actinopteri, Sciaenidae. Gene Ontology annotation, biological process: retrograde transport, endosome to Golgi; phospholipid translocation. Gene Ontology annotation, cellular component: trans-Golgi network; endosome. The record is from RefSeq and is a predicted model, not a curated record.